Messenger RNA from Macrobrachium nipponense, 528 nucleotides. RefSeq names its product cuticle protein 7-like. NCBI's taxonomy places the organism in Eukaryota, Metazoa, Arthropoda, Malacostraca, Decapoda, Palaemonidae. The coding region runs from base 50 to 445 and encodes 131 amino acids. The record is from RefSeq and is a predicted model, not a curated record. Gene Ontology annotation, cellular component: extracellular matrix. The transcript is spliced from 4 exons.
CAUUUCCCCUCUCGCUAUUGCAUCUUCAACGACUCCAGGAAACCCCAAGAUGUUCACCAAGGGUGCAGUCUUCCUAGUGAUGGUAGGAUUAGCUUUAUCCGCUCCUUCCGAUUCAUACGGUCCUGCCAAACAUCAACCAACCUACAAGGAGGUACCUACGCCUUAUCAGUACAAUUAUGCAGUUAGCGAUGCAUAUGCAGGCACAGACUUCGGUCAGAUAGAGGAAUCAGACGGAAAGGCAGUUAAAGGAUCAUACACUGUUCAGCUUCCAGACGGCAGAAAGCAAACUGUAACCUACGUAGCCGAUCACUAUGGAGGGUAUCAAGCUGAGGUCAGCUACUACGGUGAAGCCCAAUACCCACAUGAGUAUGGUCCUCCAAUCACCUUCAAGCCCCAAAGCUACCAUCCUGCGCCAUCUUACACACCGGCGCCAUCCUACCAUUAAACAUGGGAAAGACCGACCCUAACCCGACAUAACUUACAUGUUCUUUGACGACAAAGUCGGUGGUCCGAGUUCGAUUCUCGGCC